AUGGCUAUCGAUAGACAGACCCUUGUAUUUUUUAUAAUAAUGUUUAUAUUCUUGUCUUUGCCUUCGGGUAAUGAGCAACCUCAUUCGGACAAGGAUAGAGAAACGUUACAGACAUACCAACAACUGAUACGCAACUCUCUGUCAAUACUACAAAAUUCAACGUAUGCACUGGGGUACGGGAAUAUCACCGGGUACCAACUAUCGUACAAAGACCAGUUACAAGGCAAGUCAGUUGCUGACUGGCCAAUACACGAGUUUAGUCCGUCACAUCCGUGGGUGGAGAGCCAAGAGUAUUCUAUUUUGCCUGAUGAAAUUAGUCAGAGGGUGCGCAAGUUUUGGGGGAUUAGUCCUGUUAAGGACAAGGCAUAUUUGUUGAAUAUAUCUGGCAGAGCAGAUGGCGAGUUUCAAUUGAUAGAGAGCAAAGUAAAACCUACAAAAUUAUCAAUUCCAAAGUACUUAAAAGAGUAUUACAAGUCCCGGGAAAAUUCGUUUACCAGUGACGAGCCUACGGAAGAUAAUCGUGAAUACUUUAAAAAACCAAUUGAUAAAAAAGGGAAUGUCACCACUAAUGAAGGCGUUGUAUCGAUAGCAAUUAAAGGGUCGCAGUACAAUUUUGACGACCCAAAGCUUUCAAGAUUUGUUGGCCCGGAGGAUAAAGUUGAUAAUGCUAUUUGCGUGUCUAUGGAUUUGGAUAUUAAGGAUUACCCUGAAAUUGAAGAUCACAGCUUGGUGUUGAACGGAGUUUAUUUUCAAGAGACGGGGUCUUUAAUUGGAGUCACAAACUCUGCUAAGUUUUAUGGAAAUUACGGACUAAGUCACCUAACUAUGGGUGAUAAAAACUUUGCAAUUGCCAAAACACUUAUGACUCAGUUUAGUAAUAUGACUAAUGACAAUGAACUUACUAUGGAUGAUAUGAAUUAUGGUAUAGUCAAGGCACACGAGCAGUGCGAGUACAUUGCAUUUAUCCAAUUUGCGAAAACUAAUUUCACCCACGAACGGUUGCGGGAGAUAGACGAAGAGUUGGAAACGCCUACAGGUAGACCGUUACCUCAUGAAAUUCCAAAGAUUGUUAUUGAAGAAUAUCUACUUUACUCGCCAGAUUGUGGCAAAGUGUUGUCUCUAAAACCCGGAAGUGUGUUUUCCGGCAAAAAGACCGAAGUCACUCGAGCACAAAUGAGAAAUGUGUUAACUGGUAUAUUGGUGUUGGUCGGGUUUCAGUUAUUUUUGGUAUUGCGUCAGAUUAAAAAUGCCCAAACACCAGGACAAUUGUCGCUUAUUUCCAGCAAAACAUUGUUUUUACUUGGUUAUCAAGAUUCGUUGGUGGCAAUAAUGACAUUGUUGCUUUCAACCAUAACGGUUGAACUCUAUCUCAUCUUGGCAUGUAUUGCAACGAUCGCAUUUAUUCUGUGUGGUGUAUUUGAAAUGAGAUUUAUGGUCAGUGUGUUGACGACCCAGGCCAAUGAGAGAGGAACUAGUUGGUGGGAGAUAUUGCGAGGUGCCAAUGCUGAGCGUGAACAACAGGUACCAGAAGAGGGACCAAUCUUGCCAAUCGCCAACGAUCCACCACCACAAGAAACUGUCCCUAACCAAGCAUGGCAGGAAACAUCGUAUAGCAAUUCGAUAUUUGCUAGUGGGUUUUCUAUAACAAUUGUGUCUAUGUUUAUCAUCUUUUCGUCAUUGCAGUGGAGAAUACAGUAUAGAAAAGCAUUUGAGUAUGUGAGUUUGGUGUUUGUUAAUUCAUUUUGGGUGCCACAGUUUUUCAGAAACACUUUGAAGAACAGACGCAAGUCGUUCACCUGGGAAUUUGCUUUUGGGACAAGUGUAAUACGAGUCUUGCCUAUCUACUAUUUUGCCUUGGUUAAGGGUAAUCCAUUGAGACAUAGAUAUGACCCUAUUUUGUGCAUUGUUGUUAGUGUGUGGCUUGGCGUGCAAUUAUUGUUGUUAGUGUUGCAGAAUCAAUUUGGGCCAAGGUUCUGGAUUAAUGAAAAGUGGUUGCCAAAGGCUUACGAGUACCAGAGGUUGUUGUCGAUGAAGGAUUUACAAGAGGAAGGGUUUUCAAGCGAGCUACUUGAGAACUUGAAAACAACAAUGAGCCAACUGGAGGACCAAGAUAUUGUUACAUCUCAGUGUAUGUGUCCAAUAUGUAUGACCGAUGUGGAUUUGCCUAUACUGGUGAAAGAAGACAAACUUGAAGAAGCAAAAAGAAAGGUAAACAUCAAGGGGUUUAUGAUUACACCGUGUCAUCACAUUUUUCACACUGAGUGCUUGGAAAACUGGAUGAAGUAUAAGUUGCAGUGCCCUGUAUGUAGAAAGAGCUUACCGCCAAUAUAG
Molecule: messenger RNA, 2331 nt
Organism: Candida albicans SC5314
Lineage: Eukaryota; Fungi; Ascomycota; Pichiomycetes; Serinales; Debaryomycetaceae
Product: ubiquitin-protein ligase
Exons: 1
Coding region: 1-2331 (776 amino acids)
Molecular function (GO): metal ion binding
Source: RefSeq, a predicted model, not a curated record